Messenger RNA from Durusdinium trenchii, 2247 nucleotides. The record is from the annotation of a GenBank genome assembly. NCBI's taxonomy places the organism in Eukaryota, Dinophyceae, Suessiales, Symbiodiniaceae.
AUGGAGGUCUCGGAGCAUUUGCUGGUCUUCACCGUUUGGAAUUUGGCGUCCACUACGGUGGUUUCCACCUUGAAACAUGGCUUCUCCGCCUGUCGGGCGGGUGGAGGUCACAACCAUUCGGUUUGCAGCAUUUUCCCAGAUAGCUUAUUGCUGGCCGCUCCACUUCUGAUGGCCGAAGGUGGCACCAGCACUGCCAUCGCAGCAGCCAGCGACGACGCCGCGCGGACGCUGGGCGAGUUGGGGCGACGAGCGCUCGAACUCAUCGCUUUGCUGAGGCAAGCGCUCAUCGUGCAUGGCAACUCGGUCGUGGGCGCAGCCGUGGCCUAUGCCAUGGACCUCGUCUACACGGCGCUUUGGAAGCCCGAAUUUGGCCUGUCUUGGUCCACUGGAGGAGUCCCCCGGCUCCUCCUGCCUCAUUGCUCUGCUGCGGACUUUGUGGGUGCGCAACGCUGGGAAGGAGUGGUGCGGCCGGCUCGGCCCAUGCAUUGGCUAGCAGCCCUGGUGGAGAAGCUACCCUCGAAGUCCUUCCUGAAUGUCGCUGUUCGCGACCGGCGCGGGGAGGAGGAUUGUACACUAAAACAUGGCGACUUCGGGACCUUUCAGGACCCAACUUGUGGAUUGGCCCAGCUUCGGUCCUGGGACACUUUAGAGUUGGAGCGUGACGUGGAGCAAUGCUUGGGUCAGGCCAGCUGUGUGGCCGGGGGCCGAUUCCGACCCAAAAGAAAGAGCGUGCAAGGCAUCCGGCAGCUAAGCAAAGAGGAGCUGGAGACCUUGCUACAGGAGCGUGCUGUAGAUGUUUUGGCUUUCUCGCCCAGCGCAGGCAACUGUGCCGAGUUGAGGCGGUUGCUGGACACCACACUGGCCACUGCUAAACCUCGCGUUGUGGUGUUGACCAUCAAUGCGCUGCUAGCUCCCCCGCGCCGUGCAGCGCCGGACUUUGUGCGUGCGAGGAAAACGGGUGAGAGGUUCGGGGUGCCCUACACCAGCUGCUCCUUGCAGUCGGCCAUUGACUUCCUGGCUCCAAGGUUUCGUCCGCUCUUCCUGGACACCCUCCGGGCCGUCUUCUUGCGCGAGGACCAACGAGGACCAGCCUUCGGCGAGGCGCCAAGCGUUGACGUGCUUUGGCGCAGAGGUGCCGGUUGCACGCUGCCACUGAUUGACCUGCUCCCGGACGGAGGUGAGCGCAAUGUGUUGCAAGAGAUGUCCAGUCUGGGGAGCGCUGCUUGGCCCUGUGAGCGCGCGAUGAAGGUCCCCCAGCUUUCCCGCUCAGCGCUGCCCCGGCGAUGUGCGCAGAAGGAGCUGUACCCAGAGACCGAGGCGCGCUGCCUGAAAGCGGGACAUCCCAAGCGCGGCAAGCUGUUCGCCGGAGCGGUGUCGCCCAUGACGCCCGGCCGGGGGCAGCUGAUCAACGGGCGCGGGCGGUGCUUUCUAGAGGCGGGCUUCUGCGAAUGCUUCCCACCGUGGCGGGAUGCCUUGUGCGAUCGGCAAGAGAUGGGUGAUUCUGGACAAGGUGGCGCCAUCAUCGCGACACGCGUUCGACCUGGUGAAGAGGAGGACUUGGUUGGAAGCCUUUGGAACUGGUGGGAGAGCUUCAACAAUCAGCUGGAUCACCCCAUCCUUGUCUUUCACGAAGGUCUCAGCCCAGAGGAUGCCUUGCGCAUUAAGGAGGCCUCCCCCUCACGCGUGUGGUUCGCCCACCUGGGGCCUUUGAUGUCAAAGCCGCGACAGUUCCAUGCCCAAGAGAUCAGGGAGGAGGCCCUGGCAUGCAGAUUCAAGUUCGCUUGGCUCUUAGAGGAGCCGGCCAUCCAAGACUUUGAAUGGCUCAUGUGGAUCGACACAGAUGUCAACUUCCCGAUCCCCUUCGACCGGGAUUUGGUACGUGAGACCUCUACAGCAGGCGCACAUCUGGGCUACUUGCCGAACAACGCCCCGCGACCGGCGCCUCGGGCGCUGAGGGCUUUGGCCUUGCUCUUCGGCUCUGGCGAGAGGGCCGCCGCGCCUGACGAGAAUUUCCAAGACAGCACGAUCGACCUGAGUUCGCGCGUGCUGGUGCUGGAGAUCGCCCCUUUUAGGGACGGAGCCGUGCAGCGCUUCGCCCAGUGGGCCUUGGACUUCGGACGCGAGGCGCCCAUCUGCCGCUGGGGCGAUGCGGCGCUGCGCGGGGUUCAGGCUUGGCUGCUCCCGCCGGAGAAGCGCCACGCGUGGCCGAAGCUCGCAGCCCUCAGGCAAGACACCUCCAUCGACUGA